Ustilaginoidea virens is the source of this 2511-nucleotide messenger RNA. RefSeq lists its product as uncharacterized. Gene Ontology annotation, biological process: ubiquitin-dependent protein catabolic process; protein ubiquitination; DNA damage response. Gene Ontology annotation, molecular function: ubiquitin protein ligase binding. The transcript is spliced from 2 exons. Lineage: Eukaryota; Fungi; Ascomycota; Sordariomycetes; Hypocreales; Clavicipitaceae. The record is from RefSeq and is a predicted model, not a curated record. Bases 1 to 2511 code for a protein of 836 amino acids. Gene Ontology annotation, cellular component: Cul4-RING E3 ubiquitin ligase complex.
AUGAUAUCCGAACCUCUCCAUUCGACGUCUCCCUCCCGUCGCCGGCAACGCCUCUCCGCCUCUUCCUCGUCAUCGGCUUCCGAGGGUCCCAAGCGUCCUCGGCUCGCCGACCCGCCUGCCAUGGCCUCUGUCCGGGCGAGAGGCAAGCUACCCGAGACCGUGGACCUGACGACCGGAGGCCCGUCGGCCUUUCAGCCAUACAGCGGCGCUAAAAAGCUUGUGAUCAAGAACCUGCGCCCACCUGUUAACCGCGAGUCCCAGGCCGAAGAGUACUAUACCCGGACCGAGAAAGGUCUCGAGGAGGCCCUGCAAGCCAUCUUUGCUGGCAGGCGCCCUGCCGUACCGUUGGAACGGCUGUAUCGCGGAGUGGAAGAUGUUUGCCGCAGAGGCAACGCGGCAAAAGUAUACCGCUUGCUCAAGGAGCGCAUAGACUCGCACCUGCAGCUCACGGUUCUGCCAAGGAUGAAGCGCAACAGUGGGCAAUCCAGCAUUGAUGGCUUGCGAAGCGUCAGAGACGAAUGGAGGAUAUGGAACACCCAAGCCGUUACCAUCCGCUCAACGUUCAGUUAUCUCGACAGAACAUAUCUCCUUCGAGAGUCGCUUCCUUCCAUAAACGACAUGACCAUCACCUGCUUCAGACGGAUGGUAUUCCCGCCGUCGCGGCCCAUCACCGGGACGCCGGGCGAGGAUGUCAUUGCUGGAGUGUGCCAGAUGAUUGACCACGAUCGCCGCAACGAUGAGCGCUUAGAGCCCUCUCUCCUGAAGGAGUCGGUUCGCAUGCUCCAUGUUUUGGGGGUCUAUGUCAAGCAUUUUGACGCCGUGUUUCUCCGACAAUCGCAGGCGUACUUUAAAGAGUUUGGCGAGACGUGGAGCGCCUCUGGACUCAAGGAAUAUAUUCUGGCGUGCGAGACUCUACUCAACACGGAGGAGCAUAGAUGCAUCGCCUACAACCUGGAUAGCACCACCGAAAAGCAGCUCAUGGACUCGGCUCACGACAUUCUUGUCAAUGAUUACUCGGAAAAGCUACUGCAUGCGGACAACCUCUCCUCCCUGUUGUCAGACCGAGACACCAGGUCGAUGAAAGGCUUGUACGACCUCUUGCGGCUCUCGGGAAUUCAAAAAAGAAUGAAGGAACCAUGGGCCGAGUACAUCCGAACGACUGGUGCGGCCAUCAUAUCGGAUCGAGAAAAAGGAGAUGAAAUGGUUCUUCGGCUGUUGGAGCUCAGAAGAUGUUUGGACCUCAUGAUCCGAGACGCUUUCCAGAAAGAUGAGGAUUUCUCAUGGGGCAUGCGCGAGGCGUUUGGCAAGUUCAUGAACGACCGGGCAACGGCGUCUUGCUGGGAUACAGGGACGGCCAAGAUUGGCGAAAUGAUUGCCAAAUACAUCGACGUGCUCCUGCGGGGUGGCCUGAGGACGCUUCCCAAGGAGCUGCUGUCUGACGUCAAGGACAGAGCAGCCGCCGAGAGGGAAGGCCAGGCCAGCACGGCUGAUGAAGAUGCCGAGCUGGACAGGCAACUGGACCAGGCGCUGGAGCUUUUCCGCUUCAUCGAAGGGAAAGACGCCUUUGAGGCCUUUUACAAGAAAGACCUCGCCCGGCGACUGCUGAUGGGCCGCAGCGCGAGCCAAGACGCGGAGCGAAACAUGUUGACGAAGCUGCGUAGCGAAUGCGGAUCCAACUUUACGCACAACCUGGAGCAAAUGUUCAAGGAUCAGGAGCUUGCCAAGGACGAGAUGGACGCGUACAAGCAGUGGAGCGAGUCCGCGUCCGAGCGCAAGCCGGCCGUCGACCUGUCGGUCAUGAUCCUGUCGGCCUCUGCUUGGCCGACAUAUCCCGAUGUCCGGCUGAACCUGCCAGACGAGGUGGCGACGCAGGUGGAGCGCUUCGACCAGCACUACAAGAACAAGCACACGGGCAGAAUACUGGCGUGGAAGCAUUCUCUGGCGCACUGCGCCAUCAAGGCGACCUUCCCCAAGGGCUCCAAGGAACUGCUGGUAUCGGCCUUUCAAGCCGUCGUGCUCAUGGUGUUCAACAAUGAGCCGCCCAAGAACGGCUUCUUCACCUACCAGCAAAUCUCCGCCGCGACGGGGCUUCAAGGGGGCGACCUGGACCGGACGCUGCAGUCCCUGGCGUGCGGCAAAGCCCGGGUGAUUACGAAGCAUCCAAAGGGGAGGGAUGUCAAGCCGACCGACACAUUCACCUUUAACAAGGCUUUCACAGAUGCCAAGUACCGCGUGAAAAUCAACCAGAUACAGCUCAAGGAGACCAAGGAAGAGAACAAGGCGACUUACGAGCGCAUCGCCCAAGACAGACGGUUCGAGACACAAGCAGCCAUUGUGCGCAUCAUGAAGAGCCGCAAGACCAUGGGGCACGCGGAGCUGGUGGCAGAGGUGAUCAACUUGACCAAGAACAGGGGCAGCGUAGAGCCUGCGGCUAUCAAGAAGGAGAUUGAGAGCCUCAUUGAGAAGGAUUAUAUAGAACGGGAGGAUGGCGCGUACACGUACUUGGCUUGA